Elephantulus edwardii (Cape elephant shrew) is the source of this 1327-nucleotide messenger RNA. It is a transcript of the gene VPS37A, whose product is annotated as vacuolar protein sorting 37 homolog A (S. cerevisiae). Gene Ontology annotation, cellular component: ESCRT I complex. Lineage: Eukaryota; Metazoa; Chordata; Mammalia; Macroscelidea; Macroscelididae. The transcript is spliced from 11 exons. The record is from RefSeq and is a predicted model, not a curated record. Gene Ontology annotation, biological process: protein targeting to vacuole; protein targeting to membrane; ubiquitin-dependent protein catabolic process via the multivesicular body sorting pathway. The coding region runs from base 137 to 1327 and encodes 396 amino acids.
UUAGAGAAGACGCGGUCUCGGUACGUGGGCCACGGGCUCCCUAGCCCGCGCCUCUGUUGGUGGAGAACGACCAGACUGAACAGCUGGGCGAAGCGAGCCAGAGCAUUUAGGCCUUCGGGCCCGGGGACCGAGGAGGAUGAGCUGGCUCUUUCCGCUGACCAAAAGCGCCUCUUCCUCCGCAGCGGGGUCUCCGGGUGGCCUCACCAGCCUUCAGCAGCAGAAACAGCGCUUGAUCGAGUCUCUUCGGAACUCUCAUUCCAGUAUAGCUGAAAUACAGAAAGAUGUGGAAUAUAGAUUACCAUUUACUGUAAACAACCUGACGAUUAACAUCAAUAUAUUACUUCCUCCUCAAUUUCCUCAAGAAAAACCAGUGAUCAGUGUCUAUCCACCAAUACGACAUCACUUAAUGGAUAAACAAGGAGUGUAUGUUACCUGUCCAUUAGUAAACAAUUUUACAAUGCACUCAGAUCUUGGAAAAAUUAUUCAGAGUCUGUUGGAUGAAUUUUGGAAAAAUCCUCCAGUUUUGGCUCCCACUUCAACAGCAUUUCCUUACCUAUAUAGUAACCCAGGUGGACUGGCUCCUUAUGCUUCUCAGGGUUUUUCAUUUCUUCCUCCUUACCCCCCACAAGAAGCCAACAGGACUAUCACUUCUGUAUCUGUUGCUGAUACUGUUUCUUCAACCACAAGUUAUACCACAGCCAAACCCGCUGCUCCUUCAUUUGGCAUCCUCUCAAAUCUGCCAUUACCCAUUCCCAUGACAGAUACUUCUGCACCGAUAAACCAGAAUGGUUUUGGUUAUAAGAUGCCAGAUGUCCCUGAUACAUUUCCAGAACUCUCAGAACUAAGUGUGUCACAACUCACAGAUAUGAAUGAACAAGAGGAAGUAUUACUAGAACAGUUUCUAACUCUGCCUCAACUAAAACAAAUAAUUGCUGACAAGAAUGACUUAGUAAAAAGUAUUGAAGAGCUUGCAAGAAAAAAUCUCCUCUUGGAACCCAGCUUGGAAGCCAAAAGGCAAACUGUUUUAGAUAAGUAUGAAUUACUUACACAAAUGAAAUCUACCUUUGAAAAGAAGAUGCAGAGGCAGCAUGAACUUAGUGAGAGUUGUAGUGCAAGUGCCCUUCAGGCAAGAUUGAAAGUAGCUGCACAUGAAGCUGAGGAAGAAUCUGAUAAUAUUGCUGAAGAUUUCUUGGAGGGGAAAACAGAAAUAGAUGAUUUUCUCAGCAGCUUCAUGGAGAAGAGAACAAUUUGCCACUGUAGAAGAGCAAAGGAAGAGAAACUUCAACAGGCAACAGCAAUGCACAGCCAGUUUCAUGCUCCACUAUAG